Molecule: messenger RNA, 1655 nt
Organism: Ricinus communis (castor bean)
Lineage: Eukaryota; Viridiplantae; Streptophyta; Magnoliopsida; Malpighiales; Euphorbiaceae
Product: phosphoribulokinase, chloroplastic
Exons: 5
Coding region: 214-1425 (403 amino acids)
Biological process (GO): carbohydrate metabolic process
Cellular component (GO): cytoplasm; chloroplast
Molecular function (GO): ATP binding; phosphoribulokinase activity
Source: RefSeq, a predicted model, not a curated record
CCCAUACAAAGUGCCAUCUGUUUUCUCUCUUCAACCUUUUUUUCAUCCUCUUAUUAUUUUUGAUAUUAUUAUUGUUAUUAUUAGGAGCAGAAGUGUCCAUAAAAUAAUUUAUAUUGUACAUGUCCUGUUCAAAGAACCAUUAGGCUUAGCUAGCUUCAAAGAAAAAAGAAUUGCCAAGAGCCCAGUUCACUGCUCUUAAUUUCUUCUCAAGAAAUGGCAAUUUGCACAGUGUACACAACCCAAUCCCUGAAUUCAACAUGCUCUAUCUCAACACCAGGAAAAACCCACUUGGGAUUUAACCAAAAACAAGUAGUGUUUUAUAGCAAAAGGACCAACAAGAGAGCUACUAGCACUAGUGUGAUAACAUGCUCAGCAGACGACUCACAGACAGUGGUGAUUGGUCUAGCAGCAGAUUCAGGAUGUGGCAAGAGUACUUUCAUGAGAAGGUUAACAAGUGUAUUUGGAGGUGCAGCAGAGCCACCAAAAGGAGGGAACCCUGACUCAAACACACUUAUUAGUGAUACAACUACUGUUAUUUGUUUAGAUGAUUAUCAUUCACUUGAUAGGACUGGAAGGAAAGAAAAGGGUGUCACAGCACUUGACCCAAGAGCCAAUGAUUUUGAUCUUAUGUACGAACAAGUUAAAGCUAUUAAAGAUGGUGUAGCUGUUGAAAAGCCAAUCUACAAUCAUGUUACUGGUUUGUUGGAUCCUCCUGAGCUUAUCAAGCCUCCUAAGAUUCUUGUCAUUGAAGGCCUCCACCCAAUGUAUGAUCAACGUGUGAGGGACCUUUUAGACUUCAGUAUCUAUUUGGACAUCAGCAAUGAGGUUAAAUUUGCAUGGAAAAUUCAGAGAGACAUGGCAGAGCGAGGACACAGCCUUGAAAGCAUUAAAGCCAGUAUUGAAGCACGCAAGCCUGAUUUUGAUGCUUAUAUUGAUCCACAAAAGCAAUACGCAGAUGCGGUGAUCGAAGUGCUGCCAACUCAACUAAUUCCAGAUGACGAGGGAAAGGUUUUGAGAGUUAGACUGAUAAUGAAAGAAGGGGUGAAGAAUUUCAACCCAGUUUAUUUGUUUGAUGAAGGCUCUACAAUCUCGUGGAUUCCUUGUGGUAGGAAGCUCACCUGCUCUUACCCCGGCAUCAAAUUCUUCUACGGUCCUGAAACUUACUUCGGCCACGAGGUGUCUGUAUUAGAGAUGGAUGGGCAAUUCGACAGAUUAGAUGAGCUCAUUUACGUGGAAAGCCAUCUGAGCAACAUCUCCACUAAAUUCUACGGAGAGGUCACCCAACAAAUGCUGAAGCAUGCUGAUUUCCCUGGAAGUAACAAUGGAACGGGUCUCUUCCAAACCAUUGUCGGGUUGAAAAUAAGAGACCUCUACGAGCAAAUCAUCGCCAGCAAGGCCAAAACUCCUGUAGAAGCCAAAGCUUAAUUCAACUGCAUGCUUCCCUGCCUACCUUAAGUACUCAACAAGGCUUCCCCCUUUCUUUCUUUUUUCUUUUUGGUUGGUUUCAUGAUGCUUCAGUUGAGAUUUAGGCUAUUCCUCAGUAAGAAUCAGAACACUUAAAUUGUAUCUAUUUGAUAUUGUAAUUCUGUGGAGAUUGGUGUAAAUUAGAGAGAAUCAAAAGCAGCGAUUAAAUUCAGUUAACAAAUUUCAUACAA